Messenger RNA from Amphimedon queenslandica, 1389 nucleotides. RefSeq names its product origin recognition complex subunit 1-like. The transcript has 9 exons. Lineage: Eukaryota; Metazoa; Porifera; Demospongiae; Haplosclerida; Niphatidae. The coding region runs from base 34 to 621 and encodes 195 amino acids. The record is from RefSeq and is a predicted model, not a curated record.
UUAAAACCGACUCCACCCAAAAGUUAAACAAAGAUGGCGACUGGGUCUUUACUGGAGCAAACAGCAAGAAAGUGGCUGGAAGGUAAUAUGGAAGGAAGCAAUGCAGACUAUGACACAAAUACUAAAAGACUUAAUGUUCAAACCCCGGCAGGAGACUUCUAUAUAAUAGAUCCAGAAGGAAAAGAAGAUAAUUGGACUGUAUGGAGUGAUGAUACUAGCACUGCUCAGCGUUUCAGUCCUCAUAUUGAUUACUUCACAUUCAAUAAGACACUGACUCAAGUAUUAGAGAAAAUCAAGGAAUGCAUGACAACAUCAGCAUCAGCCACCAGUGACAGUGGAGGGGAGGAGGAGGAGGAGGAGGAAGAUGGAGAGGAUGAUGAAGGAUAUGAUUAUUACGGACUAGAUGAUGAUGAUUAUAAUGAUGAUGAUGAUGAUGUGAAAGAGAAGGAACAGAAUGAAGAUGAACAGGAAGUAUCAGCUGAUGACUUUUUCACUGGGGAUGGUAGUCCAGGAGCUGUACACAGAUUACUAGCAGAUCUAAAGAACAUGAAUAAGUCAGAUGGAAAGUUUGGUAUCUCAGGCUGUCCUAGAGGAGACAAUUUAUUUGUUUGGGAUGUGUAAUUAUCAGACUUUGAUACAAAAUCACUACUAUACCAAGAUUUAGAGGCAUAUGCUAAAAGAAGAAAUAGAAAACCUGUAAUUGAUAUUGAGAUGAAGUUUCCAAAGGAUUAUCCAAUGAAUCCACCUUUUGUACGAGUACUAAGACCCAGGUUUCAGUUUCUUACUGGUCAUGUUACUAUUGGUGGUAGUAUAUGUAUGCAGAUGUUAACAAGGUCAGGUUGGUCUCCAUCUAAUGAUAUAGAGAGUAUAUUAGCUCAAGUUAGAGCUGAAAUCAUGUCGGAUUCAAAUGCUCGUCUUGAUCUCUCAUCUAGUGGGGACUAUUCUGAGAGUGAAGCCAGACAAGCUUUUGAAAGAAUGGUUCAUAGAUAUGGCUGGAACAAAUAGUAUAAUUAUUUUUUCAUAAAUUUUAAUUUAAUGUUGCGUUUUUAACUAUUGUUGAAGCUACAUGUGUCUUUUUUCAUUGUUUUUAUUUUUAUUGUGUUAUAUACUUUUAUACUUCAUAGUUACUCCUUUCAUGGGAAGCUAGGCUGGUGGCUUCAUUUAUAUUCAUAGAAUUUUAAAAUUUCCAAUGUCUCAGCUAUGCUUAUGCAUGUACCUUCCUUUGUUUCCACACUUAGGCCUAUGAACACUUGCUAUCUUUCAAUCAAUUGAAUGUACUAAUAGUAAUUAAUUAAUUUUACAAGUUAAUAAUAAACUCGCUAACACUCUGUAAUUAGUUUUUAGUGUAAUGUAUUUUGUGUUUAUUAUUUUUGUUGCAAUUAUAUUAAA